Messenger RNA from Pseudogymnoascus destructans, 1452 nucleotides. RefSeq lists its product as uncharacterized. NCBI's taxonomy places the organism in Eukaryota, Fungi, Ascomycota, Leotiomycetes, Thelebolales, Thelebolaceae. The coding region runs from base 1 to 1452 and encodes 483 amino acids. The transcript has a single exon. Gene Ontology annotation, molecular function: transmembrane transporter activity. The record is from RefSeq and is a predicted model, not a curated record.
AUGGUGCCUGAAAGGAGCCUUCAACCUCGUGCGUUCUCAGUCAUGCCUCUCGUAUGGAGCUUUGGUAGUAUCCUGGGACCAGCCUUUGGUGGUUUCUUCGCGUCUCCGGCCGUCAAUCUUCCUGGACUGUUCAGCAACAACAAGUUGCUCACAAAGUUUCCCUUCGCGCUGCCCAAUAUGAUAGCGUCCAUCUUCUUUGCCGUCGGCAUUAUUGUCGGCUUCCUCUUUCUGAAAGAGACCCUAGAGACUCGCAAGAACAAACCCGAUUACGGAAUUUAUAUCGGCCAGAGGCUGGUUCGGUGUGUCACGUCCCGCAAGAAGAGGAGGAACUGUGACUAUGACGACGAUGAGCUCGGAGCUGCUCUGCUCAACAACACCCACUCCCGCAGUAACUCUCACUCCUCCAGCAAACAAUUCGACACGACAUGGAAAGCACCCAAGACUCCACAAGCGGCCGGUCCCUCCGUCUGGGAAGUCUUCAACAAGCAAUCAAACCUCAACCUCCUCUCAUACGCCAUCCUCGCCCUCCACAGCAUGGCCAUGGACCAACUCCUUCCAAUCUUCAUGCACCACCCUCAACAAGCACCCGACUCCUCCAACACGACACUCCCCUUCAAAUUCAGCGGAGGCUUCGGCAUCUCCUCCUCCCGCAUUGGGACUCUCUUCACCGCCUACGGUAUCUGCAGCGGCAUCGUGCAGUUCUUCGUAUUCCCGGUGGUGGUACGGCGGUUCGGUGUCCUGCGGUGCUACCGCGUGUGCGCAGUCGUUAUUCCAUCCGUCAUGUUCGUCACGCCGUAUACGGCGCUUAUCCAGAACCCUAUACGUCAGCAACUUGCGAUGUUUAGCUUGAUGAUCGUCAAGGCGUUCUGUGGCAUCUUCAUGUUCCCAUGUAGUACGAUAAUGUUGACGAAUUCCGCGGCGAGCCUGAGGCUGCUUGGGACACUGAAUGGGGUCGCCACAAGCGUGAGUGCGAUUGGGCGAGCAGCUGGGCCGUUCUUCGCUGGCGCGGCGUUCUCUUGGGGGUUGGAGAGGGGGUAUGUUAUUGUGGCGUGGUGGAUGCUGGGUUUCAUUGCGAUACUUGGCGCGAUUCCGAUAUUUAUGUUAGUUGAGAUGGAGGGGUUUAAUCAGGCCAGCGACGAUGAGGACGGGAGUGACGACGAAGAACUCUUGACCCCUAAUGAUGGUGAUGAUGAUGCGGGCACCAUCAUCGCGGGGGACGAGGCUCUAUAUGAGACUUCGGAGGAUGAAGAAGCGAUUGACAUGGUGGAACAGCCGUUGGCGGGUACACAGCAAAGACUUGGUGUACCCAACGUAUCUGUACAACGCAGGAUGAGCAGUCCGGUUGGUAUCCGAGGAAAUAGUAUUGGGCCAGGCGAACGAGGAAGGAGGCUGAGCACUGGGCUUGGUUACUCCAAUUUCGGUCGUGGAACCGGAGGGACAACAUUCGGAUGA